Molecule: messenger RNA, 798 nt
Organism: Diachasma alloeum
Lineage: Eukaryota; Metazoa; Arthropoda; Insecta; Hymenoptera; Braconidae
Product: chymotrypsinogen A
Exons: 3
Coding region: 1-798 (265 amino acids)
Biological process (GO): proteolysis
Molecular function (GO): serine-type endopeptidase activity
Source: RefSeq, a predicted model, not a curated record
AUGCGUGCGGAGGCAAUGGUGGGGGAACGAGCCGAAUUCACACCAAUCGUCGACGGUCACUAUGCGAAACCUGGACAAUUUCCAUGGAUGGCUAUGGUACAUCAAUUAUUGACGAAUGCGCAUCAUAUAAUCUGUGGUGGAAGUAUAAUAUCAGAGAGAUGGGUACUCACCGCUGGUCAUUGUAUAGUUAAAGACCCACAAAAGUACCUUGUAGUUUUUGGAGACAUUGAUAGCAGAAACAUCGUUGGUGCCAACUACCAAGGACCAGGGACCUCGAUGAUAACGAGAAAAAGUGUGCUCCAUCCGCAGUAUAAGGAGUAUGAGAUUGAUAUUGGAUUACUCUACAUGCCGAGAGAAAUUCAUUUUGGAAGGAAUAUCCAACAAAUCGCAUUAGCAGGGCGUAGCUAUCAGGGUCACUCAUUGGUUGGAAAAACGGCAUUAAUUGCUGGCUGGGGUUAUACCGGAUCAAAAGACUCAGUGCCAAAGUUGAAGUGGGGCGAAUUAUCGAUAAUAAGCAACGAAGAGUGCUCUGGCAGGUGGAAGGUGCACAGCAGUCAGAUUUGCACUGAACCAGGGGAGUCAGGUGAUGUGUGCCAGGGAGACAGUGGUGGUCCUCUUAUGCUUGGCACCAAGGAUGGUCCAGUCGUAAUUGGUAUUGUCAGUUUUGGCGAUAAAUUUUGCCCGAGUUCAGCUCCCGGUGUUUUCACACGGGUUUCCGCAUUUAUAAAGUGGAUAAGACAAGUUACAAGAAGAAAACCUGAAGUAACUCAAUCACUUCGCUAUUAUAUUACCAAAUAA